Biomphalaria glabrata is the source of this 5194-nucleotide messenger RNA. RefSeq names its product activating transcription factor 7-interacting protein 1-like. Gene Ontology annotation, cellular component: transcription regulator complex; nucleus. The record is from RefSeq and is a predicted model, not a curated record. Lineage: Eukaryota; Metazoa; Mollusca; Gastropoda; Planorbidae. Gene Ontology annotation, biological process: regulation of DNA-templated transcription. Bases 391 to 4443 code for a protein of 1350 amino acids. The transcript is spliced from 10 exons. Gene Ontology annotation, molecular function: transcription coregulator activity; protein binding.
AAAUUUUAAAUCCACAACGCAGCGUAAGUCCAUUGAUGGCGAUCUUUUGAAAAUAGAAAUAACCUUGUACGCUUUAGAAAAACUUUUUUUAAGGCUAAAUCAUAGGCCUUAAUGACUAACGUGGAUUGGAUUUUUUUUUUAAAUCGACCCAAGGAGCCAAUGGUAACGGAUUAUUUUAGCCGACUAGAUCUAUAUUUAGACUUGACCCCUAAACAAUCAUGAUUGUUGUCUAGGCAAAAUGAUUUCAGCCAAUAGGACUUAGUGUGCCUUAGUGGAUUGCAGUAUGCGCAUGCGUAUUACUUAGGCAAUCGUAUGAAACCAACGAAAUGAAGAGUAAGGGAAAUCAAACUAUCUGAACAAAUUAAUUUAUUUGUUCAAAAUUUUUGCAGUAUGGCAGACAUCACCCUUGUAGAAGGACAAAGGGACACAAUAAAUUCACAUAUUAAUGUUUUAAGAAAUAAUUGUUCAAUAACUUUAGAUAAUAAAGAAAAUUCUAACUUUGAAGUAGAUAAACCACUGUGUCAUUCUGUUUCUUCUAGAGAAUACAAUGACUCCACAGUAUCUUCUUUAGAAUUACAUUCUGUUGAGUGUAGUGAAACUAUUGAAGACAUAAUUCCAAAGAUGGUACCUACACCACAUUCAUACUCCUCUAAUGUAAAUAAUUUAGAACCUAAAGAAAGUGUUACGACAUUGCAAAACAUGUCACAAGCGCUAGAAACUUCAAUUGAACUUCGUCAUGAAAAACCUGACAAUAUUGAAGAAGCUUUAAAGGCUUCUAAGAUAUGUACUGAGGCGAAUUCUGACAGCACAAAAGUAUUGGAGGGUUUGAGCGAAUGUGAUCUUGAAACUGCUGAGAGUGUAACAGAAGUUACAGAAGCUUCAAAAGAAUUGGAUCAGAAAAGUCCUGAUAAAAUAGAAGUUUGUGAAAUCAAUAAUGAAUGUAGUCAACAAAAUCCUGACAGCAUAGGGGAAGUAAGCUUAUUAGAGUUUUCAGAUGAAUGUGUACAGGAAAAAUCUAACAAAGUAGAUGAAAUAUUGGAGACUUCAGAUGAAAUUGCCUAUGAAAAACCAAACAGUUUAGAAGUUAUGGAAGCUUCAAAUGUUUGUGUCCAAGAGAAACCUAUCAGUAUAGCAGUAGACAAGGAAGUUUCAUAUUCAUGUGAGCUAGAAAAACAUGGCAUUACAACUGAAGAAAUGGAAGUUUCAAAUGAAUGUGUCCAGGAAAAACCUGACUGUAAAACAAAAGUAAUAGAGGCUUCCAAUGAAUGUAGGUUGAAAAAGUCUGACGAUGUAGUUGAGCUUGUUGCUGAAGUUAAUUGUGAACAUAAUGAUCAGGACAGUUUGACUGAUAAUUCAAGUAGUAUGUUAAUUGAUACAGAACAUGACUCUAAUUUGUUAGAAAAUACAAUUAUAGCAGAAACAGCCCAUAAUGCUUCUGAUCACAUAUCAGAGUCUCCUUCAGGUGAUAUAUGCUCUGAGUUCAAAGAUAUUGACUUUUAUAACUCCACUGGGGAUCAAUUGGCAGUUUUAAACAAUAAUUCUUCCCAUACAUCUAGCUCAUGUUUGUCCAAUCAUGUAGAAGACUUGGACACCUACAGCAAAAAUAAUAAAGCGCUUGCUUGUCUGUCUGUUGAUAAGAGCCCUAUAGAAGAUAGCCCAAUGAAAGAGCCAGCUAACUCUGAUGUCCAGGAGAGACUUAAUUCCUCUGAAGAGGAUCUGUACAUUGAUGAGACUGACAACCAAGAGGAUAGAGUGUGUGAAGACAGUCCUGACCAGAGAGUUGAAGAGAUGGAAAUGUCUGAGAUUAAAAUUGGUGAAAGUCUGAGUAUAACAGACAGUGACUAUGUGAAUGAUUUGAGAGACAAAAAUGUGUUUAAUGGGAAUAGUGAAGAAAAGAUAGAUGAGAGUUCCCCUAGCGUUCUUAGUGUUAUUAGUUAUUCCAAUGCUGCUAUUGAUAUUCCUUCCCCAACUGCAGACAUUGCUAUAGCUUCUCCCAACUCAGAAUGUGUUGUUACCUCUCACAAUGCUUCUAUCAGUGGCGCUUCAAAAACUACUAUAGGUGUAGCAUCAAGUCUAGAAAAUGCUGUUUCUGCCAAUGGCACUGACUCUUCAAAUGCUACCUGUGAAGAUGAUUCUUCAACCACUACCAGUGGUGUUGCAUCUAUAGCAUCUCCUGUUGCUGUAAAUACUCUUGUUCCCCCAAAUAAAGCUGAUAGUGGUGUAGAUGAAUUGGUUAUCAGUGAUAGUGAGUUAGAAGAUAAAGACACAGACCUAGAUUUAGUCAUUGUAGAGUCUGGCUCUGUAGAUGAUGCAGAUAAAGAAAAUAAUUGUUUAACUAGCAAAGAAAUUGAAACCGAAGACUCAAAAAUGACAGAAUCAACAUCAUAUGAAGAUAGUGAUAAAAUUGUUAACUCUCCGAAGACUAAUUCACCCAAAAAUGUAGAUAAAAUGCCAGCUAAGAAAGUGGAUGACAGCCACAAUACUAAAGCAUCAUCGAACAGCAAUGACUUAUUAUUGAACACUAGCACUGCAACAAAUGAAGCUAUGGACAUGGAUGAUGACAUUGUUUUGCUGGAUGACUUUGACACUCCACACACCAGCCCAAACACUGAGAAGACUGAAUCCAUUUCUUUUAAAAAUGUUCUUAGAAAGCCCUCUUCAGUGUCCAGCACAUGUAUAGACGAUCAUAAAACAAAUGAGACAAGUUGUGAAGGAAAAGAAAGUAAUAACAAAGAAGAAGAUCUUGUUAACACAGAAGACAAUUUAAAAAAUGAAAAUAGAAAGAGGUAUUCUAUAGAAGAAUUUUCAAGUAAUACUUCAAAACGUGCUAAAAUAGACACUAAUGUUAGUGAUGUAAAGGACCAAAAAGUGGAUAUAGCCGACAGAAGUUCUGCUGAAGAAGACAAACAGAGGGUUGCAGAGAUAGGGGCAGAAAAAAAAGAAGAAAGCCAGCUUACUUUUCAAACUACAACUGAGGUACUGCAAGCGUUUAUAGCUGUUCAUUUCAAAACAUUAAUGAAAAACCAAAAACUAAUCAACACAGAGAAAUUAAACAGAAAGACAAGGAUAAUGCAGUCAACUACCAACUUGUGGAAAGAAACAGCAAAACAUUUAGAGAAGUCAGUCUUAGACCUUACAAUAAUGACAAAAAAAUUGGACAAGCGUAAAGCACAUGCAAACACAUUAAAGAAUUUGGCAAACAAAAGUAUUGGCAUUCAAGUACAUAUACCAGAAAAUCAGGCAAAAUCUUCAAACCAGGCGCAAGUCCAAAGUCCUUCAACCAACAAAAGAGUAGACACAACAUCCUCUGUAGGAUUGUUCACCUCAUCUCCUGUAAAUGUUCCAACUCAAAAUCAGCCAACUAGAACUCAGUUUCAAAAUUAUAAUAACAACCAAGGACUCAAUAAGAAUCCUGCAAAAACGAUGCCCCAAAAUGUUUCAUUAGCUCCAAAGAAGAUGGUUGCUCAGUGUCCAGCACCCUCUGCUCAGAAAAGCAUACCAUCCCCAAGACAGACUUCUGGGCCAAAUAACAGGGUGCAGCAACAACAAAAUGCAAAAGCUCCAUUAUCUUCUCAGGGAAACAGUACAAUGGACUCAACCCUUAUAGACUUAACAGAUGAAGAUGACAUCACUAGGAGUAAGAAAGCAUUACAUUUGCAAGGUUCUGUUUCCAGACCAGUUGUAAAUAAUAAACAAUUGAAUCUGCCAGUUAAUGGUUAUAAUACCUCUCUUCCUUUACCCACUGGAACUUCAGCUAUUUUGAUGACUCCUAAUCAAGUUCCAAUGGCCCAGGUUCAGAAUACUCAUAUAAUCAGCGGACAACCUGGAUCAUCAGGAGCUCAAUUUCAAAUGAUCCCUAUAAGCAACACUGCCCAAUCUAACAAAGCUCCAAUACUUGCCUUGCUUUCAGGACCAAGACCACCUAGUAGUAUUUCUAGCCAGAACACCCCAAGUCCAAGGAACUUACCUGCUGCUGCUUCUACCCCCAGCUCCAACAUGAACCCAGUGGUGACCAAGUCAACAACUAUUGCAUUGCCACAGUCAUUUCUAAUCAGUGCUAAGCACCCUGCACCACUUCCACAUAAUCAAGAUACAGGAAAUGCUCCGCCAAAUGCUAAAAAUCGACCUCCUAAGCCUGGUUUAAAAAUUUCAAGAGUAUCUCAAGGCAUUGUACUGUCUUGGAAUAUGCCUAUUUUGGAAAAUGUUGAAAGGAUUGCAUCUUAUCAACUUUUUGCCUACCAAGAAAAUGAAAAUUCUGUUCCCAAAUCUAGCCUGUGGAAAAAGGUUGGUGACGUGAAAGCACUCCCUCUGCCUAUGGCUUGCACUCUUACUCAAUUUCAAGAAGGCAACAGGUAUCAUUUCUCUGUCCGUGCAGUUGACCAUUAUGGUCGAUGUGGCCAGUACAGUGACCCAAGCUCCAUUUUUCUAGGUCCUAAGGCAUAAUUCGUAUCCAUAUCAAAAAUGCAUUUAUCUCCAUCUCAUAGAUGUUGUAUUUGUGUAGUUAGAAACCAAAUGGCAUUAAUUCUUGUCUAUAAAUACUGUAUAAACACUGCCAGUUAGUGCUUAUGUUAAGCCAAAAAUCAUUCAAGUAUAUAUGUACCUUUAAUGACUUGUUUUUCAGUUAACAAACAUUUUGUUUUUGUUUGUGAUUGACCCUAAGUUGUAUUUGGUUUAGAACAAUCUCUUUUAUAAAAAUUAUUGCUUAUAGAAUUCAUUACAAAUUCUAUCCAAAUAUUUUUAGAGGUCUUUAUUCCCAGUUAAAUUUCUUUAUUUUCUGAUUAUAUAUUCCUAAAGAAUGAUUUUCGGUAAAUACUUUUUUCUUUUAAUAAAAAAACCCUCAGGUUCUGCUAUUUAUAGUUUUUAAGAAAUGACUAAUUACCCCCAUGCUUUUUUUUUUUAAUACAGAGGCUCUCAACUUUUCUUGAAUCAUGACCCCACGUUAUAAGAUAAAAAGUGACCCCACCAUAGGGUUACUAUGUAGGAUAUGAAUAUUUGUAGGUUCAAGAAGUUUGCAUCUACAAGUGGGGUCAUGACACUGGAUUGAGAACCACUGACUUAAUGCAAUUGUCUGUGAUUUAAGACAAAGUUAAAUUUAUUGUUUGUUAACAAUUUUUAAUAGUAGAUGUUGGCUUUUUGUAUGUAAAUAGAUUGUUGAAAAUAUUUUAUUAAAAAGAUCAUUGUUUUGAAACUGCUA